UUGUCAAUAAAUGAAUAAAUAUGUUGUGUAUUAAAAUAUAAAUGCUAGAGAAAUAGUUUAAAUAAGUUUAAAUAUGGACAGUAAACCGUAAACGGGUAAAAUUAUUAGUAAAUCUACAUACUAUUUUACACACGCUGCGCAGUGUGUAUUCUGCUAUUUAUAGUAACAUAGUAACCGAUACGUUCAAUAAACACAAUAUGAACAUAUUGGUUUGUAAAAUUAGGACUUAAAUAUCGAUCCAUAAAUGGUGUCUAACGGUGUUAAUAACACAUAUAAAACAUAUUUUCGUGACGUUGAAGCGUUCGUGUAUCGCUGUGUGAAUGUUAUUAGAUAAUAUUUUUAUUUGUAAUGUCACAAAAACGAAAUGUUUCUGACAUAGAUGGCAUGGCAGUGGAGAAAAGGAAGGAUGUUUAAGAUAAAAAUGAAGACGUUUCUGUUCAGAGUUAUUGGCGACAAAUCACGAAUAUGUCAAAUGACGUCACCACGACUGUUAAUACUACUUGCUGCGAUUUGCAUAUGUUUUCUUAUGUACAACCAUUUAACUAACAUCAGAAGGAAUGAUGAAAUACCUACGUUUAGUCUUGAAACAAUGCUAGAGAAGCACAUUGGACCAAUUCCUCGAGCUAAUACACUGAUGAAGCAAAGAGCGACAUCUAAUAAUAGUUAUAUCAGAGAAACAAACGCUAACUUUACAGGACUGCAUCGAAAGAUCCGUGUGCUUUGUUUUGUACUUACAACGCAUGAAAGCUUGACACUGAAGGCUGAACAUGUUAGACGAACAUGGGGACAUAAGUGCAACAAACUUUUAUUCUUCAGUUCUAAAACAGACGAUACAUUUCCGGCAAUAGGACUCGACACAGAAGAAGGCUAUCUAAAAUUAAGUGGAAAAACAUUGCACGCAUUAACUUACAUAUUUCAUAAUCAUUUCAACGACGCCGAGUGGUUUUUAAAAGCAGACGAUGAUACUUUCGUAAUUUUAGAAAAUCUUAGAUACUUUUUAUCGGACAAAGACCCAAACACACCAGUCUUCUUUGGCCACCGUUUCAAAACCAUAUUAAAACAAGGUUUUACAAGCGGAGGUGCGGGUUAUGUAUUAAGUAAAGAAGCGUUAAGUUUGUACGGUAAAUAUGGCCAAGAUCCUAAAUUGUGCAAUACAAGUUAUGCAGCCGAAGAUGUUGAUUUCGGUGCUUGCAUGCAAAGCAUUGGUGUUCGCCUUGGGAAUUCAACUGAUAAGCAUGGUCGAAGUAGAUUUCACUGUUUUCAUCCAGAAGCACACGUGAUUGGCCAGUACCCGUCGUGGUAUAAACCAUAUGACGCUAAUGGAGCUAAAAUGGGAGAAGAAUCAAUGAGUGACUAUGCAGUAUCAUUUCACUAUGUCCCUCCCCAGGACAUGUAUCUAUUCCAUUAUUUUAUAUACCAUCUACAUCCUCAUGGAAUAGUUUAUAAUGAUAAAUAAGACCACAUACUUCAAGUAGAGAUGUGGCCAAGUUGUUAACAUGCUGGACUUGCUAGUAAUCUAAAGAUUACAGUAGUAAUUCAAGGAUUGCAGUAGAAAACUAAGGAUUGCAAAAGUAAUGUAAGGAUUGCAGUAGAAAUGUAAGGAUUGCAAUAGUAAUCUAAGGAUUGCAAUAGUAAUCUAAAGAUUGCAACAGUAAUCUAAGGAUUGCAGAAGAACUUUAAGGAUUGCAGUAGUAAUCUAAGGAUUGCAACAGUAAUCUAAGGAUUGCAACAGUAAUCUAAGGAUUCCAGAAGUAAUUUAGGAAUUGAUGCUCUAUGGAGUGCACUAGUAAUUUAAAGAUUGCAGUAGUAAUCUAAGGAUUGCAGAAGUAAUCUAAGGAUUUCAAUAGUAAUCUAAGGCUUUAGUUAUAGUAAUCUACGGAUUGCAAUAGUAAUCUAAGGAAUUUAAUAGAAAUCUACAGAUUGCAAUAGUAAUCAAAGGAUUGCUGAAGUAAUCUAAGGAUUGCAAUAGUAAUCUAAGGAUUGCAGAAGUUAUCUAUGGAUUGCAAUAGUAAUCUAAGGAUUGUAACAGUAAUCUAUGGAUUCCAUUAGUAAUCUAAGGAUUGCACUAGUGUUCUUAGGAUUGCAAUAGUUAUCUAAGGAUUGCUGAUAUAUGAGUUCAUUAGUUAUGUAAGCACUAGUUAUAUAAGGAUUACUAAUAAUAAUUAUUGAACUAGUAAUGUGAAAAUUGCACUGGUAAUCUAAAGAAUAUUUAUCUUACUUUUUCAUUACUUAUCUAAGGAUUGCUGAUAUAUGGAUUGCACUAGUAAUCUAAGGAUUGCAGUAGUAAUCUAAGGAUAGCAAAAGUAAUCUAAGGAUUGUGGCAGUAAUCUAAGGAUUGCACUAUUCAUUUAAGAAUUCCUGAUAUAUUGAUUGCAGUAGUUAUAUAAAUAUUUCACUAAGUCUAGUAAUUAAAGGAUUGCUAAUAAAAUGAUUGAUCUAGUUAUAUAAGAAUUUCACUAGUUAUCUAAGGAUUGCUUACAUGAGGGUUUCAGUAGUAAUGUAAGGAUUGUUAGCCUUAGGUGGUGGGUUCAGGCUCAAUGCAGGAAGCUUCACACUUAUAUAAUAUGCUAACUUGCUUUCUGUAAGGUCAAUAAUUCAUGUCAUUUUUGUAUUUGCCAUAUGUUAUAUGGAAAUAUGUUAUUGUAUCAUGCAACAAGAAACACAACUUGUUAAAGUACUUGAUAAAAAAUCUUGACUGCUAUUGUUCAGUAAUGGUUGGUUCCAGGAACAAUACCAAGGUGUGUCUAUAAGCUUGAUAGCUUUCUACACAAUCGAUCUUAACUUGUUUUAAUACCACUGUUAGGUGCUUACAAUGUGCUCAAAAUCAAUGACUGAUUUCAUAAAUUUAUGUUUUUUUGCCAUGUAAUAUUCAAUACAUGUAUGUUAAUCUCUGCUAUAUAUUAAAGUAUUGCUUUUUACAUUUAAUACCUUCAUGAGGUUUAUUUGUUUAAUUGUAUUUUCUUCAUUAAUAACAUGUGAUUGUUCACUAUGACAGUUAUAUCAAUUAAGCAUGAUAAUUAUUAAAUUGGACUUUGUAUAUGUACAAAUAUAUAAAGAUAUAAUUAUGUACACUGUACAUAUUGUGCUACCUUGCUUAUUAAUAUGCAUUUUAUGUUAUUAU
This is a messenger RNA of Ruditapes philippinarum (Manila clam), 3121 nucleotides long. RefSeq names its product glycoprotein-N-acetylgalactosamine 3-beta-galactosyltransferase 1-like. Lineage: Eukaryota; Metazoa; Mollusca; Bivalvia; Venerida; Veneridae. The transcript is spliced from 5 exons. The record is from RefSeq and is a predicted model, not a curated record. Gene Ontology annotation, cellular component: membrane. Bases 380 to 1456 code for a protein of 358 amino acids. Gene Ontology annotation, molecular function: N-acetylgalactosaminide beta-1,3-galactosyltransferase activity.